Molecule: messenger RNA, 3250 nt
Organism: Aspergillus fijiensis CBS 313.89
Lineage: Eukaryota; Fungi; Ascomycota; Eurotiomycetes; Eurotiales; Aspergillaceae
Product: putative importin 13
Exons: 4
Coding region: 148-3222 (1024 amino acids)
Biological process (GO): protein import into nucleus
Cellular component (GO): nuclear membrane; cytoplasm
Molecular function (GO): small GTPase binding
Source: RefSeq, a predicted model, not a curated record
UCCCCCUCCAUCCCACUUCUCACCGCCUGACCUUUCGGUGAUAGUGUUAUCAGCACGUGACACCCCUUAAAUAUCGAUAGUUAUCGCUCAUCAUCUACUAUCUAUAUUCUUCUUUCCUCUCGCAAGGAGGCCCUCAGUGUUGCGGCCAUGUCUGGGGAUAUUCCAGGUCAAGCCUCAGAUGUGCACCUGCUCAUCAAUGAGGCAAAGGCACUAGUGUCGCAGCUCUAUGAUCCGGCAAAUACUGGCAACCCCGCCAAGAUUAAGGCGAUCCAAGAGCACCUGCAGAGUCUUCAGAAAGGCCCUCAAGCAUGGCUCAUCGCAAAUCACCUUCUCGCUGAGGACAACACUGACCUGAGAUUCUUUGGAGCUCUGACUUUCACUGUAAAAAUAAAUCAGGAUUGGCAACACCUGAGCACAGAAGAAGCCCAGGAGCUACUAGGACGGCUGCUUGAUCAUUAUGUUAUGUUGGUCAAUGGUGGCGAGCGUUCUUUAGUCGUACGAAAACUAGCUUCCAGCUUAGCGACCAUCUUCCUGAAACCCAACGCUCCUUGGACACGGGCACUCUGCAAUCUAGCGGCUUCCUUAGCAGAUGGCAAGUAUGUCUCGGAGGAACAUUGCAAGGAUGUCGACCUGAGAAAUACCGUGCUCCCCACGUUGUCUGAGGGCCAGGUAACUUCCUUGCUCUACUUCUCUAAUACUCUUGGAGAGGAGAUUCACAAAUGGAGCUCCGAAGCCCGUCGCAAUCGAGAUGAUCACCCGGUUUCUGAGAACAUCAAGGAUGCUUUUGUACUUGUCGACGUCGUUCUUGGUCACAUACUGCAGCAGGUUGCAUCAGGGGCUCACUUGUCUGAGGAUAGUCUUGGGGAUGAAGCCAUUAAUUCCUACCAGACAUGGAUGUCCGUCCGAAGCGCAUUUCAGCUUCGUGACACGAUACCUGUAUCGCAACUCGCUCCUACUACGACCUACGUGAUUCAAUGCAUGAGGAUUCCAGUUCUGUCGAAAACUGCGACCCAAGUCGUGGUCGAGUUGAUAGAUUGGCGGGACACAAUCUUCACUCCAGGUCAUAUCAGCGCCAUCUUGGACUAUAUUGUUUGUGACUAUGGUACUGCGCAUAUUGCUUCAUUGAUGGAGGGCGAUUUCGAGGAUGAAAAUUUGACCUUCUUGGAGCUUCUCCUGGCAUAUUCAACACUACAGCAACGGGAUCUGCUAACGACAGCAUUGGACCCGCAACAUGAGAAAGUACUCGCUCUGCUACACACACUUUUUAAAGCGCCUGGCUAUGCAUCGGUGGACGAUUCGGCUUCUCCUUUGGUUCUUGAAUGGUGGACUGAGGUUGCCGAUGAUCUUCAGGAAAUAUAUGUGGAUUCGGAAGAUCAAACGGGGCUUGGACCUGCGAAGCACAACCUUGCUCGUGCAGCAUUGGAUUGUUUCGAGAAGCUCAAGUACCCCAGUCCAGCAGAGUUGCAAGACUGGAGCGACGAUGAACGCAGUGAGUUCGGGGCUUUUCGGCGGGACGUCUGUGACUUUCUUCUGGCGAUAUAUCCAAUGCUGGGUGUAGAACUGGUUCAGGUCUUUCAGGAGCGAGCGAGAUCGUCGCUUCAACAGCAGGAUUGGCGAACGUUCGAGGCCUCCAUCUUCUGCGUUGCUCAGCUCUCUGAGGCUGUCGAUGAGAACCAACACGCUGAUGAAUGCCUCAAUUCAAUAUUCUUCUGUGAUGAAUUCGCAAACUUAUGUGAGGGGAACGGAGUAGUCAUCCCAGACAAACCACGUCAAACGUUGGUGGAUAUGCUCGGAAAAUAUCAGUCAUACUUUGAGCGCACACAUGCUCUGCUUCCCCGGGUGCUAACGUUUCUCUUUGCGUCCCUCGAAGUUGGUCCCUGCGCGUCAGCAGCGUCCAAGUCGAUCGCAUAUCUCUGCAAGUCAUGCCGCAAUGCGCUUACGCUGGAGCUGCCUGCCUUCAUUGGGCAAUUUGAGCAAUUCCGCUUCAAGCCCACAGCUACGGCUCACACUAUGGAGAAAGUGCUGGAGGGCAUCGCUGCGAUCAUACAAACCGUACCCGAGGAUGGCGCAAAAGCCCAGUACCUCGAGCAAAUCCUUCGGAUUUUUCAUGAGCAGGCAACCGCAGCCCGUGAAGAAGCUGCCAAUGGGCUCAUUGAGCAAGCACAGAGCCGUGCCCAGCUCGUGCUACGAUGCGUUGCCAGCGUUGGCAAGGGUCUCCGAACCGAUGGUGAGAUCAACUUAGACUCUCACGAAGACAAGGAAGCAGAUGCUUACCCGCCAACUUUCUGGAAUAUGGGCGAUGGGGCUGUUGUACAGAACCUCAUCAUGCAGUCCAUGCAGCUCCUCAUGACUGGUUUCCCUGUUGAUGUGGCGAUUAUCGAAGCUACCUGCGACAUACUAAAAGCCGGCUACACUGAGCGGACGGGCCCCUAUGUGUUCCCACCGAUGAUGACUGUGAAUUUUGUGAAGAGUAUCCCCCUGGGUAGUGCGGGUACCGAUAUGGUCAUGGGCACUGCCUCCGCCUUUCUUGCAUCACACAGCUCCCAUCCACAGCGAAUUCGUGAUGAGACCGUUGCGUUGAUCGUCCACGUUUACGAGACAUUCUGCUGGAUGCAUGAGAAACCAGAGUGCUACGAUCCCGAAGUCGCCAACAGCGGGAUCGAUUUCCUGACGCGCUUGCUUCCGAAAUACCACCCUUUCCUCUUCGCGCUCACCUCUAUACCGCAGGAACCCGGCCCGACGGCCACUCAGUCGCGACCAACUAUUCUAAACGCUAUCUUGAACUUCACACUGAUCUCACUGCAAGGCCCCGAACCCCUUCCGCUCCGCUCCGCCUCGCAAUUCUGGGUGAGCGUGUUGAACCUCCCCGGUGAUGCCCCACCUAUUCAGAAUGCCAUCCGUGAAUGUCUGCCUGCCCUCUGUCGGAUUUUGAUGACACAAUUCGCCGGCAGAUGUGCCCGGUCGGAUCUCGAGCACCUGUGCGAGGUGCUUCGCAAAGUCAUUUUCAAGCAACAGGGUGCGGCUCGGCCGCAUCUUACUGCGGCGUUGGCCGAGCUGGAUGAGGCCGUUGAUCAACACCAGCGACCAGCCGUCACACCAGAAGAACGACAACGCUUCCUUGCGUCAUUGUUGGCCGCAAGGGGCGCCAGAACACAGACCAGUCAAUUGGUACGCUCGUUCUGGGUCAAGUGCCGGGGUGACUCGUUCAAUUACGUCGGAUAGGGAUCGUAGGAUAGUCUGAACAGGUUCA